AUAAGAGGCUUUUGAAGCUCGUGCAGUCCACUUUAUACAAGUUUUGGCCAGUGAACGGCUGAUACACCGAGCGAUAAAAAGGAAAGAGGAAACAAGGAUUUGAACAUCUUACCAGAGGAAAGACAACAGGGCUUGAAGCAAAAUACUAGGGGGGGAAUACUGAUAAAAUUCAAUACUUAUAAAUUACAGGGGUGAAUUAGGGAAAGACAGAAUCAGAGAGCAUCAUGGACCGCAAAAUCCCUGACUUCUCCGGUACCUGGAAGAUGAAGAGUUCAGAAAACUUCGAGGAGCUUCUGAAAGCGUUGGGUGUGAACGUGAUGCUUCGGAAGAUUGCCGUAGCAGCGGCAUCAAAACCGUCAGUGGAGAUUACACAGGACGGUGAGACCCUGUCAAUCAAGACCUCCACCUCAGUUAGGACCACCCAUGUGACCUUCACUGUGGGACAGGAGUUUAUUGAGACCACAGUGGAUGGACGGCCUUGCACGAGCUUUCCUCUGUGGGAGACAGACAGUAAGAUCAGCUGUGAGCAAACCCUACAGAAAGGAGAUGGCCCUAAGACUUCCUGGACCAGGGAAAUGACCAAUGAUGGAGAACUGAUCCUGACAAUGACUGCAGAUGACGUCGUGUGCACAAGAGUUUACGUCAGAGAGUCAAAGUAAACAAAUAGCGAAAGCAGAAAUAUCGUCUUUUGUGUUCCCUGACUAAGCCCUGUUAAGGCUGACUCUUCCUGACAGAAACCAGCACGUGCCACAUUUAUCAUCCAUGUUACCGUUUAGACUACAUGCUUAUUAACUUACACAUUAAUGUAUACGCAUGCAUUGGCCAAAUGUAUGUGGAUGUAAGCAAUAUUAGAAACACAUUCCACUAAUAAGAAGACAGUAUACAGUAGGAUGUUACAUAUAAUUAUCUGUUCCAUGUUUGAAUGCAAGUUGAAGAGAUGACAUUUAGUCCAUGUUUAGUUUUGUAUUUCCGUAGUUACAUUAAUCUUUACGCCGGUCUAGUUUUCAGAUGUCGACACUGUUACCGAGGAGGAUUCUGGGAGAUUAGGCAUGUUAUAUUAGGGUUUAAAAUGCUGCAGGAUGGAACCUGUUCAGGAGGAAGACUGGGAAAAAACGGCAAGACUAGAAUACUUUACUGUUUAUGUGCUAAUAUAUACAGGAUAGCCUCAUAUUACAUCCAUAUCCCUUACUCUGAGGCACACACAAACACGAGCCCUGGAUCCUGAGCACUUUUACAACUGAUGUAACUUCAAUUUUUAAUCCAGUCGUUAAUCCCAAGCAGAGAUUCACACUGACAUUGAAGUAGUGAACCAGCGAGUUUGUCAGGUUGUCAUGCUGAGGUUAAAAUAAUAAAAUCAGCUUGCGUCAAUUGCAAAAUUUCGUUCUAUGUUUUGAAGUCAAUUUAUUCUGUAAAGCUCUGACAGGAAUAAGUGUGUUUAGUGAACGUGCGUGACUUAUGGGAAGGGUUGGUGUAGGUGCUGUACUGCAUGCCAUCUGUAGCUUCUUAGCAAUUUCUUUUUUAAUUGUAUUUGAGUAUUUUGUUCUCUUCUUAGCCUCAUUUCCUCAGCAUCUCUUCUUUAUGUUUGUUAAGGUUUUGUAUAUACUUCAAUAAAAUAUUAAGCUGUUGUACUUUU
Messenger RNA from Ictalurus furcatus (blue catfish), 1633 nucleotides. It is a transcript of the gene crabp2a, whose product is annotated as cellular retinoic acid binding protein 2, a. The record is from RefSeq and is a predicted model, not a curated record. Lineage: Eukaryota; Metazoa; Chordata; Actinopteri; Siluriformes; Ictaluridae. Gene Ontology annotation, biological process: fatty acid transport. The coding region runs from base 225 to 659 and encodes 144 amino acids. Gene Ontology annotation, molecular function: fatty acid binding. Gene Ontology annotation, cellular component: nucleus; cytosol. The transcript has 4 exons.